AUGCCGCCCCUAAAUCUUCCGGACGCCCUUCAACUGUUACCAGGCAACAAGGAAGUCGGUUGGCCAGACUUUCGUGCACGUGUAUUAUGAUGCAUUUUUAACUUUGUCUCUCGACUCAUUUUUAACAUUUACGUUUUUGGAUCCGCGCGGGUCAAAGAUGGCGCUCCCAGUCAACUCCCUUCUGCUUGUACUUACGGGUGAGUGGGUUUUUAAAAUAAAAAACUAUUUUACUUUAAACUUGAUUUUCUCUAGAGGAUUGAAUAAUUUGUGUGAAAACGGAUAUUACUUAAUGUUUUUUUUUUAAAAAAGAAAUCUUAAAUUCUGGCUCAAACACGUUACGUGAGUUCUUCGCCUCUUGACUAAAUGCCAAGACAAUUUACGGUUUACGUUUAAGUAACAAUAGUGGAAAUAGUGGACCUUUCAAGAAUAUUGAUGCGGCCUUGUGACUUUCUCUUCAAUGUGUUCGGAUUUUUAAAACUUUAGCCAGCACAAGUUCGUGGUGCCUAACAUUUUAAUGGCGUGGGUGGAUUAAGUUUAAAACUAAAACCAUCGCUAAAAGUGGUUUAUUGGACCAUCGCUAAAAGUGGUUUAUUGGACCAUCGCUAAAAGUGGUUUAUUGGACCAUCGCUAAAAGUGGUUUAUUGGACCAUCGCUAAAAGUGGUUUAUUGGACCAUCGCUAAAAGUGGUUUAUUGGACCAUCGCUAAAAGUGGUUUAUUGGACCAUCGCUAAAAGUGGUUUAUUGGACCAUCGCUAAAAGUGGUUUAUUGGACCAUCGCUAAAAGUGGUUUAUUGGACCGUGGGUGCGCCAUAUCACAGUGAAUGAUUAUAUGAUAUUUACCAAAUCUUAAAAGGGAUUAUUAUUUGGUGAACUUAUCACAUGACAAAGUGAAUACUUAAUUUGGUAUAUAUGCCACAUAUAAAAGAUUCCAAAUAAUCACUCACUUUGAUAUGGUUUAUACGCCAAAUAAUCAUUGAAGAUGCCGCAUAUCAAAGUGAAUGAUUAUUAAGUGUAUGUGUAACAUAUCAAAGUGAAUGAUUAUUUGGUGGUUAUGCCACAUAUCAAAGUGAUUAAUUUUUUGGUGGUAUAUGCCACAUAUCAAAGUGAAUGAUUAUUUGGUGUUUUUGCUACCUAUCAAAGUGAAUGAUUAUUUGUUGUAUUUGCUACCUAUCAAAGUGAAUGAUUCAAAGUAAAUCAAUGUAAAGAGUUCCAACUAAAUCUAAAAUUGAGAUAUAAAACCAUUUUUUCCCCACUGACAUCGCACAUUUCCCCGUACGGGGGCUCAGAGUUUCAAUAUAAAAAAAAAACAAAAAGAAAAAAACACCAACUUAUUUUUUGUGUUACUAAUGCUAUAAUUGUUGUUGAAGUUUAUAGUUCAAUUAAUGUCCAAAAUAUUGUGACUUAACAAAUAACUGAUGCAUUUAGUUUUAAACAACUCAAUCUCUUAUUUUUGUUUGCUCCUCAAACAAAUUUCUUUUCAGUCAUGUUUGUCGUGAGCAGCUAUGGAGACAUGUACUACAAACAGCCGAGGUAAUGUAACGUUCCUUAAAAAAACAACAACACAUUUCUCGGUAAAAUAAAAUCAGCUCUGAAAAACUUCUGCACGCCCCAUCGCUAUCAAACCCAGACAAAACUGUGAUAACCUACAAUUGUCACCAAAAUCAGCGGUUCUCAACAAAUGUGUCGCGACCCCUUUUUUUUUUGGGGGGGGGGUCGAACAACUCUUUCACAGGGGUCGUCUAAGACCAUCCGAAAACCCACAAAGAAAAUCAUUUUGUGGUUUUGGGGUCGCCACAAACCAAAAUCAGCGGUUCUCAACAAAUGUAUCGCGACCCCUUUUUUUUUUGGGGGGGGGGGUCGAACAACUCUUUCACAGGGGUCGUCUAAGACCAUCCGAAAACACACAAAGAAAAUCAUUUUGUGGUUUUGGGGUCGCCACAACACGAGGAACUGUAUGAAAGGGUCGCGUCAUCAGGACGGUUGAGAAACACUUAUCUAAGUUCUAAGAUAAUUUAUUCAAAUAAAAGAAGAUACUCUUAAGUGAGCAGCUUAAUUUUUGUGAAGCUUCUUUUAAUGAAUAAAAAAUGUCUCAAAUUCCUCUGAUGUGUAGAUCUAUACACUUACCAUUUCUUCUAUAGCUUAAGGGCCCACGAUUAAUUUAUUGAUCAUUUGGGCUCCUAUUUAGCUUGGAGAUUUCUGCCACAGAUUUGAAAAUGGUUGCGAACUGAAUUUUUGUAUCAUUGUUAAACUGCUCCCAUUUUCAAAAUGGAAAAGAAAGCGGCAACUUCAAAUCACACCUUGGAACCACCAACACCCUUCUGAGUAUCGACCUAUCACAUCAGCUUCUAACCAUCACACCAUCAUACCAUCUUCUUACCAUUACUUCAUCCCAUCACCUUCUAACCCAAUCGCUAAAUUCCGUCAUCUUCUAAGCAUCACUUCAUCACAUCAUCUUCUAACCCAUCACACCAUCAUACCAUCUUCUUACCAUCACUUCAUCUCAUCAUCUUCUAACCCAUCACUAAAUCUCAUCACAUUCUAACCCAUCACUAAAUGCAAUCACCUUCUAACCCAUCACUAAAUGCAAUCACCUUCUAACCCAUCACUAAAUGCAAUCACCUUCUAACCAUCACUCCAUCCCACCACCCCCUAACCCAUCACUAAAUCACACCCCCUUCUAACCCAUCACCUCCAUCCCAUCACCUCCAUCCCAUCACCUCCUAACCAUCUCCCCGCCUCCUCUCCCCCCCAGCAUGAUGAUGAUGGGCAGACCAGGUAAAGUCAUCCACGUCCACCACUACGACGCCGGCAUGUCCAACAACCACAUGAGCAGCAGCUACAAGAAGCACGACUCCGGCGGCUCCUCCCUCAUCGAGCUCCUCAUCCUCUCGAGCCUCCUCGGGGGCACCGGCCUCACCGGGACCACCGGUACCCAGACCGCCGUGGUCAACGGGCAGCUGGUCCCGAUCCAGAACGGAUAGGCCUCUGUCACGUGACCGUGGGGGGCGUCUCGCUGUGACGCGAACAUUGGCGUCAGUGGAAAUCAAUUUUCUGAAUCAACAAGUAGUUCUAUGUUUGUCAGUGUUCCUGAGUUGAUCAGAUCCAACAAUGGCCGAUGAUUAAAAUAAAAAAAAAAAGCUAUAAAUUAAAAAAAAAAAAAGAAAAAAAAAAAAAAAAAAAAACAGCAGAUAAAAACAUUGACAAACUAUAAUAUUACAUUGCACAUUCAUUUAUUGGUUUGUUUCGUGACUUGGUUAAAUAAUUGUGAGCAUCUUUUUAAAUUUAUUAUCACAAAAAAAUAUGUUCAAUUUUCAGAUAUUUCUUUCACCCAAAUUUUAACGCACGGGAUUAAAUUUAUGACUAAAAAAAACAAAAACAAAACGUGUUUUGAAAAUAAAGAUCAGUUAUCAGGAAUGAAUCAUCAACUAUCGACCUUGUCAAAUUAUAACACACAAAAAAAAUAAUAAUUAGUAAAACAUCAAAAAUAGAAUCAAUUAAUGGAACUUUAAAAUUUCAUGAUUAAAUACACACAAC
Lymnaea stagnalis (great pond snail) is the source of this 3534-nucleotide messenger RNA. The record is from the annotation of a GenBank genome assembly. NCBI's taxonomy places the organism in Eukaryota, Metazoa, Mollusca, Gastropoda, Lymnaeidae.